GAUUUUGACCAUGUGACUUGUUGAUGUGACCAGUAGAGAUACGCAAUGGACCAAUAACUGAUCUUAAAGGAUGGUAGCCUCUCUUUUGUCACGCAGGAUCUACCAGCUGUGUUGGCAAUGUAGAUUAUCUGCUGGGCCGUAUAUUUCCUCAAGAAGCUUUUUUUCGAGGACCAAGACACAUUAUGAAGUUCUUGGGGUUAAACAGGAUGCCACAGAAGAAGAAAUUAAAGCAGCCUAUAAAAGACUUUCUAAAAAGUAUCACCCUGAUACAUCCUCAGAAGUUAAUGCUCAGGAGAAGUUUAUAGCUAUCACAGAGGCUUAUGGAACACUCAGUAAACCGCUGAGUAGAAGAGACUAUGACUUAAAACUCAAGUACGGACCCGAGCACCUAGAACAGAAAAAAAGGGAGGAACAACAACAAGAAAAUGAGACAUGGAGAGACAAACACUACUGGCAAAGAACUAAGGAAGAAGAUCGACAGUUCAGGAAAUGGUAUUAUAAUGAGUUUGGGAUGGGUAGUCGACACUCUCCUAAUGUACUGGACCCUUUCUUCUUCCUGUCGGGUAAACAAGCCAUUAUAUUGGCAAUAACAUUGGGGAUCUGUCUACAGUAUGCCAGAUACAGAUGGCUGAGAAGUCGUAUGGAGUUAUCAGACACAGAAAACAUGAAUAGACUGAAGAAAAUGGAUGAAGAAAAACAACACAGGCUAGAGUGGAUGAAGAAGGAAAGAGAAAAGUUUAAAGAUGCUGUGGAUUUGGAACUGAAAAAAGAUGAUGAUGUAGAUCUUCAGUCAUUUAUAUACAAAGACAGUCCAAUUACGAACACUAACCCUGUAUAACUGGACAUUUUAACAAAUGUUCAACACUGACACUCUUUUGAUAUUUUAACAUGAUAUUAAUGACAAUUUUAGUAAAGUGAAGUUGACUGAAUGUAUGUUUAUUUGUAUUUGAUGUAUGUUUUAAUAAAACUGCUUUUACUUGA
This is a messenger RNA of Saccostrea echinata, 981 nucleotides long. RefSeq lists its product as uncharacterized. The record is from RefSeq and is a predicted model, not a curated record. The coding region runs from base 71 to 838 and encodes 255 amino acids. Gene Ontology annotation, cellular component: endoplasmic reticulum. NCBI's taxonomy places the organism in Eukaryota, Metazoa, Mollusca, Bivalvia, Ostreida, Ostreidae. The transcript has 6 exons. Gene Ontology annotation, molecular function: misfolded protein binding; protein-folding chaperone binding.